This is a messenger RNA of Exophiala xenobiotica, 2386 nucleotides long. RefSeq lists its product as uncharacterized. The coding region runs from base 195 to 932 and encodes 245 amino acids. Gene Ontology annotation, biological process: regulation of DNA-templated transcription. Lineage: Eukaryota; Fungi; Ascomycota; Eurotiomycetes; Chaetothyriales; Herpotrichiellaceae. The transcript has a single exon. The record is from RefSeq and is a predicted model, not a curated record.
GUACCUUCUCUACACUCAGUCUCAGGCUGUUGCACACUUUCGGAUUCUCAUUCUCAAGGAAUGAGCCAAGCUCCGCACACUCCGACUGCAACUCGCUUCGACGCACGACCGGCGCAAAUGUUCCUCACCAUAGCCUGACGACUCCCUCCGAACACCAAACACCAAAUCAAAUCAGAUUUUCCAUCAGAGGCAAAAUGCCCGCUCCAGGCGGAACCAAGCGUGUUCGUGGGGUUCAAAUCUACCGGCCCUUCAUCUACGGCACUGAAGCCAUUCCCUUCGAUCCUGAGAACAGGCCUAAAGAUGCGCCACCCGAUCACACGCAUAGGUGGAGAGUUUUUGUCCGAGGAGUUAACAACGAAGAUAUCUCAUACUGGCUGAAAAAAGUCCAAUUCAAGUUGCACGACACCUACGCCAACAGCGUACGAAUGAUUGAGAGCCCACCGUUCGAAGUGGAAGAGACAGGAUGGGGUGAAUUCGAGAUCGCAAUCAAGUUCUAUUUCGUGCCAGAGAGCACUGAAAAACCACAGCAGAUCUGGCAUGGUCUCAAAUUACAUCCGUAUUAUGGAGACGUUGAGCAGCAAAAGAGGGACCGAACCAUGAUCAGCAGUGUUUGUUAUGAAGAAGUUCUCUUCAACGAGCCGGUGGAAGCAUUCUACGAACAUUUGACUGGAAGUGCUCAGGUCGUCAAAUCGAAAGCUGGAAAAGGGGGCAAAGGCCAGAUCAAAGGCCCACCAACAGCAGAAAUACCUAUGAGAAGUAGCGGAGGGAACAAGUUCAGUAGAGAGGAAGAGAGUAAAGAGCUCGACAGGCUGGGUGAGGCGGUAAAGCAAGUGCAGAAGCUGAUUGCGGAAGAGAAGUCCAAACUGAUCAAGGAGGAAGCAAGGCUACAAGAACUGGAGAAGACGGAGGGAAAGCCUAUCAAGAAGAAAUGAGUUCCCAGCAACGGCAUCGGACUGCCUGCGAGGGCGUAUACUCCUUGAUUGGACUUCGAAGGGCGUCGACUUCUGCCGGACUAUGUCUUCUACAGCUUGGGUCCGAUAAAGGUGGCCUGCUUGACGAGUGCGACUAUCUUCUCAGCAGCACUCCAGCUCAGCUCAUAUCCUCGACCACCGGCACCAUACCCGUGCAGAAUCUUCUUGUCCCUGUUAAUGGACUCAACCUCGAUCCGAUAACCGCCUUCACGCCAUGGCCUCCUGCCGACAUUGUCUUUGACAACAUCAAACUUCUCCACUGAGUCGACGAAAUCAGGGAAGUAUUUUACAGAUUGCCGAAGGAGUUCCUUCCUGGUUUGUGGCCUAGGUCGCUCUUCCAUGUCACCAAUCUCUUUCGUCCCGCCGAUAAUGGUCCCACCAUGGAGCGGCCGCGGAAUCAGGAACGACCAAGUCCCAUCAUGAUUUUGCCUAGUCACCGUCUUGCCAUAUUCCUGUCUUACCAGCACAGUUUGACCGCGGAUGAUUUUCACCUUGCCGUCUCGAUCGAAAUUUCGACCAGAGCAGUUUACGAUCGUCGAGACCUUUCCCAGACCGUUCUUCUCGGCGAACUCGAACGCUUCAGCCGCACUUGUUAAGCGAUGCUUGACGACUCGCCCAUCACUCGCCAGGAAGCGAUCAAGAAGCCACCUGCUGUACACCGGAACAUUGAUGCAAUAACUUUGAUACUCGCAGCCCCAUCUGACUCCAAGGGGUAGUUCUUCCUGCUCCAGAACGCGGAACUCAUCAUCCGGCCCAGCAUACAUGUCACCCGUCUUCAGGGACAGGACUGCCUCGGGUGGAUCCUCCAGAUAUUCAACGCCUGGCAUGAGUUUGACGCCGGCUUCGGACGCAACUUUUGCGAUCUCUUUCAUGAUCUCUGCCGUGCGCAGGGCCAUGUCAAAUUCUUGCUCGAGCUGGUGCGAUGAGCGCGGAAUCGGCCGGUAAUGCGCGCCUGCCCACAUUGACGCAUAGUCUGCGGAUGGGGAUGCUGUUGUCGGUGUUUCGGCUGCUAUGAUAGUGAUGUCUGCUCGAGGGAACUCGGUUCGCAUGAGGUUCGCAACAGUGAGGCCGGUAACUCCAGAACCUAUGAUGAUAAUGCGCUCCAAAGGAUGAUCGAGCGACAUUAUCCAAGGCUAGCCUGGAGAACUGUAGAUAGGUGGUGGAUGACCACACCUCACUUUCAUGCGUGUCGAGCUAGUACCCGUCGUCUUGCUCUGCGGCUUGGGAAGAAAGUGAAAUCAACGCGGCGUGUAUCGUCAAUGAAUUCCUUCAAUAUGGCUUCCAAGUCGUCCAGAAUAUAGAUCCGCUCGUCAGCCUCACAAGGCGCCUUUCGGCUAGGGACUUUGAAAUCGACAAAUCUGGUUGUCGUUGCGGAAAGGCGUAGGAGGUUUGCAGCCCAAGAUAGUCUACAGCAG